AUGAACGAUUCGCCCGUCCUCGUCAAGCCCAAGCGGCUUUCGACUCCCACACCCGGCCAGCUGCUGGCCGCUCGACUGCGCCCUGCCGAUGAAUUUUUUACUCAUCUGGAGCCCGCGAAACUUGUCGAAGCACUAACACCGCCCAACGGUGUUUUAAGGGGAUGCCUCGCAGAAGCUUCCGCCAUCGACCGGGACUUCGCAAUGCGAACGGCCAUGGCAUCCCACGAGAUCUGGCAAUGGCUCGACGAGCUGAACCAGUGGAAUUGGCCAAAGCAUGGGGGGUCCGAGGGCUUCCUGGAGCCCAACAAUACGCAAAGGAAGCUUUUUGCCCAGGCCCCGGCCCCUGGAGAGGAGGCUGACAAGAAGCAAUACAUGGGAAGCCUCCUCGCUGAAGAGGUGGAAAAAUACGAAUCAAGAAUCAACCAGAUCAACCAGGCGAUGGAUAGACUGGAUCUGGAAGAGAUCAAAGGUCACGUCAUAAGCGACCACAUCCUGCCGCUGUCAAGGCCGGGUACCCCAAUGAACAUGGAUCCCCGUCAAUCCAUGUUGUCAGCCCUAUCGAGCUAUCAUAAAAUGGAAGACAUCUCCGUCCUCAUCACCGCCAUUGUUAUACGAACCCUGCCCAACCUGGCAAAGCUCUCUCGCCAACUGCAGCUGUGGCACAUGCGCAUCAUUGUCCUCCGACAUGUCAACCCCUUUUUGCAGGCCAUCCAGGAAGUGGAAGCUCUUCUUGGCGAAAACUGGGAGGCCAUUUCUCAGUCCCACUGGGAAAUGGAGCAGCCCAGCAGAAAGGCCAUUGUCCUGCCUGCACGCACUUUGACCGACAAAGACUUUGAUACCCGCAAGCAGUCACUCGCACUCAAAGUUGCCGAGCCCGGCCGUACUUUGGAUUAUAUGCUAGACUGCUUGGAGGGUGCUCCAGACACGCUGCCGGAUGCCUGGCUCAACCGCUUGGAAGAUGUUGAGCAAGGCUUCGGAGAGUGGGUUACUGCCUGCGAACGAAUGAUGGCCGAGGCCAAGCUGGCCCAGACAAAACCUUCGCCAUCUCCAACGAGGGCCGGCUCGGGAAGCAACAAACUCUCACCACCGUUAUUACUAUUGCCGCCCACCGGUGAUCUUGACCCAAUUGCAGAAGAUGAAUUGUCCUCAUCCGAGGAUCAUCCCACUCCCGAGUCUGGAUCCUCUCCCGAAGAUGUUGUAGUGGUUGACGACCACAUGUCAGCCAUCAGCGAAGAAGAUGAGCUGGAUCUACCCAACUUUGGCUCCCCCGCAUCCAUAUACGCCGACGAUGCUUCAAGCGAUAUGCCUGAAAUCUCUGCAUCUCCUGCCGGUCCUAGGAAUCGACUCCGUGAGGCACUGUAUGCUCAUGGCGAAAGCCCCCCAAGCUCGCCUCCAGAAGUAGAACGCCGUGCUAGGGAAAGCAUGGGUCUCCUCGACAGCCCCAUGGUUGCGCCAAUUGCCGAAGACGACGAGUCAUUCUUCAGAUCCGCGUACGAUGAAGAUUCAUUCUUGGAUGACUUUGAAGAUUCGUAUGCCCCCGAUCUGCCCGACGUGCCCGCCCCGCCCACUCGCCGAGAAAGUGCGGGCGAGCAGCAACUUCGCCUGCAAAUCACCCAGAUUAUUGAAUCUAUACCAGCUAGAAUCAAGCUUACCAAUGGAACGUCGGGCAUCAACCUCAACCCGCCAGAUCUCCAGCUCCCUCGGCUGAGGAACAAGGCCUCCAGGGAGCCGAUGAAGCGGAGCACAUCGGGCAUGUCAACCCGAACUGCCACGCCUUCAUUCAUCCUGUCUCCUGUCAAACAGAGGACGCGCCCCAAGGGUCAUUAUCCGAUCAGGGUUUAUCAUCUCUCUAGAUCGGACAACGAGGCCCCCAUUAAGCUAUUCAUCCGCUGCGUUGGAGAACACGGAGAGCGAGUCAUGGUCCGCGUAGGUGGUGGAUGGGCCGACUUGUCCGAAUACUUGAAGGAGUACGCUAUGCACCAUGGCCGCCGAUCGACUGGUCAAGAUAGGACCAAGGUAGAGGUUCGCGAUAAUACUCGAACUCCUGGACCUGCCCACUCCACCCACUCCAGCCCUCCCAGCCGCUCCCCUACCUCUGCCGACAACCGCUCUGCUACCAGUCCUAUGCCAACGGCGCGUAAGUCACGGAGGAGCAGUGUCAACAGCUCCUUACGACCAAAGACCCCAGUAACUCCGGGCCAGCCGGCGCAAGGUACACCCCCGUCUGAAGGCUCGGCGAUCUCGAGGCCCAGCUCACGACAGAGUUGGGUAGAGGAUGAAAGCUCCUUCUUGGGUCUGGCAGGACCAAGGGCUAAGAAGAUUGAAAUGAGCGAAGAGAGCAAGGCCUGGGUUGAAAGCAUAAAAGAGAAGGUACUCAUGGCCAGCAGCAGCGAUAAGAAGCCAAGCGAGAAGAAGCCAAGCGAGAAGAAGCCAAGCGAGAAGAAGAAGCCUGGUGAGAAGAACUUUGGCGAUAUCGGAAAGGCUGGAGGCACCAAGCGCGUGUUUAGGAGAGCCUAG
Trichoderma gamsii is the source of this 2517-nucleotide messenger RNA. RefSeq lists its product as hypothetical. Bases 1 to 2517 code for a protein of 838 amino acids. The transcript has a single exon. Gene Ontology annotation, molecular function: microtubule binding. NCBI's taxonomy places the organism in Eukaryota, Fungi, Ascomycota, Sordariomycetes, Hypocreales, Hypocreaceae. The record is from RefSeq and is a predicted model, not a curated record.